Messenger RNA from Python bivittatus (Burmese python), 1172 nucleotides. The record is from RefSeq and is a predicted model, not a curated record. NCBI's taxonomy places the organism in Eukaryota, Metazoa, Chordata, Lepidosauria, Squamata, Pythonidae.
GGAGAGGGGCAGAGCGCGGUCGUCCCGUCCCCGUCACUGACGUUUCCAUCCCGUCUCCCCAAUCAGAUCAAAUCCACCAAGGAAAAAGAGACCACUGUCUUCUACAGCAUCACAGGACAGGGGGCUGACAGCCCUCCGAUCGGCACCUUCACCAUCGAGAGGGAAACUGGCUGGCUGAAGGUGACUCGCCCGCUGGACAGAGAGAACAUUCCCAGCUACCAGCUCGUCUGCCACGCAGUCGCAGCAAAUGGCCAAGAAGUGGAGAUGCCAAUGACUCUGGUGAUCAACAUCCUGGACCAGAACGACAACAGGCCCAAGUUUAUCCAGCAAGUCUUCCGGGGAUCUGUCCCAGAAGCAGCCCAGCCAGGUACCGUUGUGAUGCAGGUGUCAGCCACGGACCAAGAUGAUGCCGUGAACAGCCUCAACGGGGUUGUGUCUUACUCCAUCCUCAGCCAGGAGCCCCCAGAGCCGCUCAGAGAUAUGUUCGCCAUCGAUUCGAAAACAGGCUUCAUCUCCCUGAGCAAAGCCAGCCUGGACAGAGAGAAAGUCCCCCGGUACACUCUGACCCUGCAGGCGUCGGAUCUCGAGGGGGCUGGCCUUUCCGCCACCGCCACCGCAGUGAUUCAGGUUGCCGGCUCCAGCGAGGACCACCACACUUCCCUGAGCGUCCACGCGCUGAACGUGCUCACUGGCCUUCCUGCCACCGGCCUGGCUGUCUGCCUCUCUCAGCUCGGAGAUCCCAGCCAGACGUGGAUGGAGCUAAUGACCAGCACGACCAGCACUGACGGGCGCAUGGACAAGACUGAGCUGGCCUCCAUGCAGCUGAAGCCUGGCACCUACAAGCUGCACUUUGCCACAGGGGAGUACUGGCAGCAACAGGGCCUCACCAGCUUCUAUCCUUACGUGGAAGUCGUCUUCACAAUCCCAGCGGCGGAACGAAAGCUGCACAUCCCCUUGCUGCUCAGCCCCUAUUCCUACGUCACCUACCGAGGGAACUAGUGGAAGAGCCAGGUGCUUCCCUCCAAGAGGGCUGUCUGGAGAGUCUUUGGGAUCCUGGGUGCCCAGACGGGGCAGCACCCAAGACCAGCUGUGGUGCCAGCUCAGGGUACAGGCUUGGCUGCAAGCGGCUUUCUCCGAGGAAGCACAAGACCAAUAAAAAGAUCUACUUUGCA